This is a messenger RNA of Varroa destructor (honeybee mite), 4891 nucleotides long. Its product is annotated as E3 ubiquitin-protein ligase AMFR-like. Gene Ontology annotation, cellular component: ubiquitin ligase complex; endoplasmic reticulum; cytosol. The record is from RefSeq and is a predicted model, not a curated record. Gene Ontology annotation, biological process: protein K48-linked ubiquitination; endoplasmic reticulum unfolded protein response; ubiquitin-dependent protein catabolic process. Lineage: Eukaryota; Metazoa; Arthropoda; Arachnida; Mesostigmata; Varroidae. Gene Ontology annotation, molecular function: ubiquitin protein ligase activity.
CGUAUAAUAAUCACGCGAAAAAAUCAUAAAAAUCCGUCGCUACUGAACUCGGACCGAACCACCGUACCCGUAUGUGGAUUGCUGCGGUUCAUUCCCAUCGGAUUAGUAAGUUUUUUUCGUGAAGUUGCACGUUCGCGCACUUUUACGCAGUGGACUCACAUUUUCCGGCCGUGUGCUGAAAUUAUCUGUGCUACCGACUGCUCCAUUCGAACAAGCCCUUGGACCAGGUGUGAUGAAGGUUCUAUGGAAUACCUAAUUAUAUGUCUCGCCCACUGCAUCGCUUGGAUCAGCUCAUAUAUUGACAGUAUCGUGUCGAUGUCUUGUGCUCUCCUAAAGUCGUUGGGCUCCGUGCUUCAGUACCUGUUCUUCGGUGAAUUGCGUGUUCCCGAAGACAAUCAAGGCAAGGACCGUCUAUGGAACUAUGUUUUCUACAAGUUCAUUUUCAUCUUUGGCGUCCUCAACGUAUCACGGGUGGAAGCUAUCGUCUCGUGGACGGGAUGGUUCGCCGCCAUCGGGCUUGUACAUCUGCUCACGCAGCUGUGCAGAGACCGCAUCGACUACAUUACAUUCUCAGCGCAGCUGACGCGCGCGACUCACGCGCGCCUGACUCUGCUGCUUGUUGGUCUGUUGACAUCAUGCGGAGCGCUCCAUGUGGCCGCUAUUCGCGCGGCCCGCGUCCACCCCCAAAGUAUCCACUACUUUCUGCUCUGCGAUGCGGAGGUAAUGCUCGCUAGCGUUGACGUCCUGUACAUUGUUCUUAGGUACUCAGUGCACCAAUGGGACGUUUACAACGAUCGAGGAUGGGACAAUCGGGCCGAGUUUGCAUACUUCUCAGAGCUCCUGUUUCAGCUUGCCUCCUUAGCCAUUGAUUUUGCCCACGACCUACAUAUGUUGAUAUUCGGCAACAUCUUGGUGUCGAUGGCAUCGGUGGCAAUCUCGAUGCGUCUCCACGCAACGUUCACAGAGCUCAAAAAGCGUCUCCAUAAACACCGACAUUUCGCCCGUAUUUCAAUGCGCUUGGCUGAACUGUAUCCGUCUGCAACAUCCGAGCAACUCGUCGAUCCUUGUGCUAUUUGCUGGGAGAGCAUGCUUACUGCAAGGCUCCUACCAUGUUCUCACAUCUUCCACGAUUCGUGUUUACGAUCAUGGCUAGAGCAGGACACGACUUGUCCCACCUGUAGACUUCAACUGGAUAUCGAUCCACUUUCACCGACGAAAGAAAACCUAAUCCUGCCUCCUGCUGUACCAGUAACGAAUGUUCUGACAGCAACUGCAGCUGCCCAAUUGAUAAACAACAAUAACAAUGUCCCUUUAAGUGUGGAGGGAGCAGCUGUGUUGGAGCGCGCGGUAACGACGUCUGCGCACGUAUUUCACUUCAACGGGCCACGCUUCCUUAGCUGGCUGCCAUCGGUGUCCGUCGAGGUGUCUCAUUCGACUCUGCCACCGGAGGAUCCAACUGCUAUGCUUCAGUUGUCAGUCGAUGUCACUGACCCGAGCGACGAAGGAGAUCUCAAGGAUCAGCAGCAGACAAACACAUCUUCUUCUGGAGAUGUUUUCCGGCCAACGCCGGAAAUGCCAGAUGCCGAGGAGACUGAACAGGAUUGGACUGAAGUGCUGCCAACACAAGAUCUCAUUGCUACGCCUAUCCUAGGACAAAGACGGAAUCCAUCAGGUGAGCCCGUCCAGUUGGCUUAGUAAAGGUAUUCCAUGCACAGCAAAAGUAUAGUCAUAACAACAUGAAGUGAUGGUCAAAAUCCACCCAGCUCAAAUGUCCGAGUUCCUUAUGCCUCAAAUCCCUGUUGCCGACCGCGUACAAGAAAGGAACUUGAAAAAGCUUUGUCCCAUCAGGCAGCCGAACACCUAUAAAUUGGUCUAGCGAGUUCAACGAGCAAGAUGCGAAUUUGACGUUAGUGUAACGUUGAAUAUCAAAACUAAGCGUGAUAAGAGAAGAAUUAAGAUUGCGCUCGAGUUCGGUCCCCCGACCAUAACUCGAAAGCGAAACCGAAUUGUGAAAAGAUCAUCUAUGAGGUUUGACAGAACGUCGUCGUUAUAAUAUGGUAAAAAAAAAGAAAUUAGUUAAAAAUGUAUGUAUUGUGUUCGACAAGAACCAAGACAUUUUUCAACAACUAACUGUAUUUGGCAACACUUCCUGCCUCAUCGAACCCAGUACUAGCGUGUAGCACCCCUCAUCCAAUCGUCACUUUAAGAUUCUGCAUUGGCAAGUACCGACACACGCUUAGACAAAAAUUCUAUUCUUAAGAAAGCAUUCUCAAUAUGUAAACGCAUGAUAAUGGUGCACUCUAAUUAGGUAAACAAACUAAUUAAUGGAAUCACAAUUACACAAAGAUCAUAGCUUGUUUCCUAACAUUUUUGCUUGUGUAACAAUGAAGAAAUUGUUAGGUACGACUGACCAAAUGGGUUUUACGCAGGAGACACAACAUAUUAAAAGGACUCCACUAUUUAUACUAUAGUAUAUAAUGGAGUGCAUAUCUUGCAAACUGAUGCCUUUUGCUAGGUUCUAACCACCUGGAAUCCACUGUCGUACCCUAGUUGAGUGUAGCUAGGUGCGACUGUUUCCAUUACUCCAAGACGUUAACCCUCCAGUAUCUGUAACGUAGAACAAGUGAACGCGAUUGCAAACAUGUGGAAACAUGUUAUUAUUACUAAGUCCCUAAAACUUCGAUGAUGGAAGAGAUCCGCUUUCUCUCGGCCCAGCACGAAUUGCAAACGGGUCCAGCUUUCCUGACCACUUUCUCACUUCCGUUUGGUUAUUAUUACCGGUGUAUACAGGCUAUAAUAAAGCCAUUUUAUUGUGAUAAUACAGUGAAGGUUAGAGUAUAAAUUGGCGAUGGUUUUCUAUUCCAUUGCUGACAAUGUAUAUAUGGAUGAACUAAAACUGUAUAUAUGGCGAUUGCAUAGCAAAAAAACGAUGCGUUCAUUAAAUAAAUAUAAUUUAACGAGAAUGCUUUAAAGGUAAAAAAAAUGUGUUUUAUUUGCCUUUUUUCGUUAGAGCGGCUGCUUUUGGAGCAUUUCUUCGAGUAAAUGACGGAAAAACGUCUUAUUUCGUAAUAGAUAUUAAAUACUGCAUAAUAGAUAUUAAAUACUGCACAUUUGGUAAGCCGUCUGCUUCGCGCUCUAUUUCAAGUAGCCGGAGCCUCUACCUAUGGAGCUAUCAUCACCCUCUUUCGUUCGAGCUUCGGCGUGUAACGUAUCUCAUACAUUAAGCACAACUUGUCAUAAAUGGGUGAAGAUUGGAAGUUUGGCUUAGGUUAGUAUUAGUUCAUAAUGGUUAAUGCUUCGAAUAUUUGCUCGAAUUAAAAAGCUGCACAGGCUGUGUGGAAUACCGGUUCACUCUAUGCUGUAGAAUCCAUGUACGAAAAGAGGACGGUUCGAAAGAAGCUUGCCAAAUUCAGUAAUCGUAUUUGGGAACUAAAGGAUACACUGCCCCUAAGUCCGCCUUCUUUUGAGCCGCUGAGGGCGAUUUAAAGGAUCGUGAAUCGACUGAUGUGAUGAAGUCUAGCCAAACUAUUUACAGGCACAUUGAAUUUAUAAGAUUUGCAAAAAAACUUUAGAUGCGCCAUGAAGAGAACGAAAAACACCGGAAAACAUUGUUGCUCAAAAUCGCACCCGACAGAGGACGACACGCAGCUACAAAGACGGAUUUCUACAAACAAUCGUACCGGCUAGCAAAUCUUUACGUCAAUGUGAAAUAGAGAAAGAAACUGAAAGCUCUAAAAAGCUUAGGGUCUUCUUCGUAAAAAGACAUCUUCAUCCUAAAACGACUCUGACUUACGUUUGGUAAGACGAGUAGUUCAGACUAAAAAAUCCUAGAUAAGGCACAUAUGAUUUGUGAUGCUAUUGACUCCGAAAAAGCCUCACAAAGGCACUUUCUCCAAGACAGUGCCAAACGGCGCCUGGAAACUGCCCUGGAAAAACUUAGGUAGGUAGUUAUCUUAUAUCAACUAUAUAUCCAGAGCUCGCACAAAAAUAUAACCAGCUUUUCCGAUUAAUGGCAAAUUAAAUUCAUAAAUAAACGUUUGAUAGAGUAUAAAAUUUCAAAGCUUGCUUGGACGGGUUCUUCAAAACCCCAAUUUUGGACAACUAGGUAAGGCGGAAUAAAUUUGUUGAGAAAUAGGAGAAGGGCGUGACAGCGGAUACAUAUAAUCUGUUGCCAUAAUUCAAGCAAAAUGCUGCAUUUUUUGUUUAGAAAGCUGCCGUUACUUAUGUUCCAAGCUAGCACUGUAGGGACGGAUGGCUCAUUUACAUUGUCUUAGUCAUAGAACGUGCUUUGAAAGAUAGAAAAAAACUCUUUCCGCGCAUAAUUGUAUCCGCCUUCGCAUAAAACGCCGAUCCUUCCUGAACAGUGCUUCACACAAAGCCAAACAACACUCGGGAUACGUCAUUGCCGCUAGCUGGGUCGUUUUAUAACAAAAUGAUAUGAAUGGGAUAUUUAAAAUCGCAAUAAGCCAAACGAAAAAAAGCAAGGGAUUUUGAAUCAAGUUAUGAUAGACUCCAGGGAAGUUCUAGGGCUUUAGGAGAAGCUUUGGUCUCGGUUAAAAAAAUAUAAGUAAUUGUCUUUACAUUUAGGUACACUAUAUAAUUACACAAAAGUGUUUUUCUAAUAUCUAAAUUUCUGAUUGUUGAAUUUUUUUAAGUUGACAUGAGUUGAGUAUGACAUAUAUAUAUAUAUGUCAUAAUAAGCGUUUAGGUAUACAAUGCACUCCGUGUUCAAAACACCUGAACGUACCCAAAACGAACAAUCGUUAUUUGAUUGUACUGCUUUUCUAUUACGCAUUUGAAGUAAAUGGAAAGAUACUCGCGCGAUCUUUACCUAUACUUAGGUCAUUGUCAUAGUUUCUAUUUUAUGGUAUAAUCUCGGAGACAUGUUCAG